Messenger RNA from Tinamus guttatus (white-throated tinamou), 379 nucleotides. NCBI's taxonomy places the organism in Eukaryota, Metazoa, Chordata, Aves, Tinamiformes, Tinamidae. The record is from RefSeq and is a predicted model, not a curated record.
AUGCCGUCUCGAGGUUUCGCCCUGGAUGAUGAAGUGGUUUCCCCGCGUUGCACAGUGCCGCGGCGUUGGCUGUUUGCUAAUGUGAUUUAUAUUUUUUCGUGUUACAGAGCAGAAGAAUCUGUAUCAGAUGAUGACAAAAGGAGGAACUAUGGUGGUGUUUAUGUUGGCCUGCCAUCGGAUGCAACUGCCAUGGUUUCCAGUCAGACAAAAGCUGCACCUAAAGGUAUUUGAAGGUCACUUGUUGCAUUACUCCUACGUUCUUAGUCUAAUUUGAGCUAUUAAGAUGUAUUUAUCCUUUAAAAAUCAAUGAUUAUUUUAGACAGACUGAACAGCCUUGGAACCCCUUAAGGCAGUGGGGCUAUUUAUAAUCAUUAAAGUG